Messenger RNA from Aspergillus saccharolyticus JOP 1030-1, 5106 nucleotides. Its product is annotated as putative SH3 domain protein (Cyk3). Gene Ontology annotation, cellular component: cytoplasm. The coding region runs from base 1 to 5106 and encodes 1701 amino acids. Lineage: Eukaryota; Fungi; Ascomycota; Eurotiomycetes; Eurotiales; Aspergillaceae. The transcript is spliced from 3 exons. The record is from RefSeq and is a predicted model, not a curated record. Gene Ontology annotation, molecular function: protein binding.
AUGGCGCCCGCCGCCCCCCAACUCCCCGCCCGGUUUCCAUGCUGGUGUCGAGCCAUAUACUCAUGGGGAGGAGAGACAAAGCGUGAUCUAGGGUUUGUGGAAGGGGACCUAAUCGAGUGUCUAAAUGCAGGCGAUGGGCAAUGGUGGAUGGGUCGAUUGCGGCGCGACCGGCGCAUGAUGGGUCUAUUCCCAUCCAAUUUCGUUGAAGUCCUCGGGGAGGACUUUGUGCCUGUCACUAGAUCGACCAGUCCCAUGAUUUCCGCCACCGUGUCUCCGAUCACAAAUCCUACCUCCGCCCCCAAAAAGCAGAAGACCGUCUUUCGGAAACCCUUCCAGGCUCACAAGGAAGCGCUUGCGCCGACAGGCGAGUUGGCCCGAGGCGGCCUGUCCUCGUCGCCCGUGAUGGCAAGCUCGAUACCCCAGACACCCCCCCGAGAGGGCAGUCUUCCGCAAAAGGUCCAACCCUUGCGGACACCGACCACGGCCGUGAAGCAUCAGGGCUCGGUUUCAAGGCCCCCCUCGCGGUCGCGGCCUCCAUCGCGUGCAGCGUCGCCUCGUCCGCCCGCUGAACCUGACCCGCUGCUCUCAUCAAGCGCCCCGGCUCCGUAUAAUCCCCGCCACAGACCUCCGUCUCGAGCAGUGUCACCUUACCCGUCAGACAGUCCCCGCAAUAGACCUCCAUCUCGUGCCGUAUCGCCGUACCCGUCGGAUAACCCAGAACUUCAUAUGCCAUUGGUACCUCCGGUGCGAACCACAAUGCAUCCCACUCCUCCAUCUUAUGCCGCCUCCCCCCGGAUUCAGGCCGACUACGACUUCAUCUCCUCCUCGUACCCGGAUAGGCACGGUAUAUCGAUACCGGGACGAUCCUCACGCGAGAUCUCACCACUGCAGCUGCAAGAACGGGAAGAAUCGCCACCUCCACCACCGCCUCCGCAUCGCGUGGCCGUACAUCGACAGCCCUCUCCUGGGCCCCUGGUUCCGUCCCGAAUGGAGAUAAAUGACCGCUAUGCCACCAUGCCAAGGACCCCAUCCCCUGCGGCGCACUCCGAAGGCCGCGGUCAUACGCCCUCUCCCCUUCGGGAUGCGAUGGAGGAUGUAAUGACUUCUUUGGAGGACAUGGGGCUGUCCCGAAGCACGCACUCGCCAUCACCGCAGCCACAGCCACAGCCGCUGUUCAAUAAUCCCUGGUCACCGGAUGCGUACGAAGGACUCAGUCAACGUCGACCCUUGCGGACUUCCAACCGACCUGUAACGUCCAUGGGAUUCGACGGGUACAAGGAAUAUCAGCAGCAUGGGAGUCAAAAGCACAGGAACAACAGUGUCUGGACGCAUGACCCUUAUCUGGAAGGCCCGCCGCAGUUGAACAAUUACGUACAGAGAAUGGAGAGCCGCCUCCGGCAGAUGCAGGAACAGAACCGACAGGACUCGGAGGAGAUCCAGCCCGAGGAAGAUGAAGAGCCUCCACCGCCGCCGUCGAGAGGCGUUCCCUACCACGCCCGACAUAAUUCGACUCCGGCACAGUACCCGCCCCUUCGAGGACGGCGGUCCGGACAGGAUCUCCGUGAGGAUGUACUCAACCGUAGCUACACCACUAAGUCCAGCACGACAACGUCCUCGAGUGGCGUACAAAGCAUCAGCACAAACCUCACGGCGAGCACCGAGCGGACGAAUUUCAGUGUAAUGAGCGGUCCGUCGGCCGGGGGAUUCAGCGCAACGAGCGCGGGAAGCUACGCGAGGAGAAUGACUCCCGCCGACCGGCCAAACACGGCUUCCGAUACGUUCCGUUCCAGAGGGUUUAGCGAUGUAUCUCGGGUGUCGAGACCCGAAACACCCCUCACAGGCAUCUCUUAUCACUCGAGCCACAAUACCUCCCGACAGGGGGCGUCUUCGGCCAUCCCCUGGUCGGCUCCUCACGCCCCGCCGGAAGAGACCGCCGGGGUGCUGGGAGGAUUGUCUACGCCAAAGGCCAAAAAGCCCGGAUUCUUCAAGAAGAUCUUCGAAUCGGCCAAGACCGGAGCGGCGAAUGCGAGGAGCAGUAUUGCAGUCGGCCAGAGUGGUGGCACCUUCUCCCCCUCAAAGGGACGGGGGAUCUCGCCGAUGCGUGCUCUGCAUUCUAGCCGAGACUCUGGUCGGGAGUCGGGCAGCGCCUCAGCGAUUGACUGGGUACAGGUGCGGCGUGAUGUCAACCGUGCCAGCUCGCCCAGUCACAAUGAGCGCAUUGAGAGAGCGGAGCGAUGCCAGAUGAUGGAUCACCCCGUCAUCUACGCGGUGGAGGAACUCCAGGAGACGGCGGAAGGGGACGAAAGCAUCGAUGGUUUACCGAUCAGCGAACCCAACAACUUCGGGUCGUUCAACCUGAGUCUGGUUGAUAAGAGUGCGCGCUUCGUCAAUAGUCUUCCCCCGAUGACCAACCCGGCCAGCUUGGCUCAUGGGUAUGUGUGCCGUCCUUACAAGAGUGAUAUUCAACGGUUGCGGGCCAUUUUCACGUGGGUCAGCGAGAAGAUUGCAUGGGACGAGCCGGUUGAGGAGGUUGGCAUCGACCUCAAGCGCGUGCUGCAGACGAAACGGGGAAGCCCUCAGGAGGUUGCGUUCCUGGUCAAAGAAAUGUGUGCUGCCGUGGGGCUUCAUGCUGAAGUCAUCCGCGGUUUCUUGAAAACCCCGGGAGAGUUGCACGAAUAUGACGGCCUUGCACGCGCGAACCACUGGUGGAACUCGGUGCUCGUGGAUGGUGAAUGGCGCAUCAUGGAUUGUUCUCUAGCCAGCCCCACGAAUCCGCAGAGGAAUCAAUUCGUCACCAACAACACCUCUGCGGCCGAGAGUUGGUAUUUCCUCACGCGUCCCUUGGAGAUCUGCUACACGCACAUUCCCCUCUCACCUCACGAGCAGCAUAUUUGCCCACCCAUCUCGCCGGAUGUCUUAAUGGCACUUCCGACGGCCUGCCCGCCCUACUUCAAGCUCAACAUGCAAUUUCCCGAUUACGAUACUAGCGUUUUUCGGAUUGAGGGCCUUGAGGUCAUGCAGAUCCGUCUUCUUGUGCCUGCCGACGUCGAGUGUGCAGCGGAGGUCGAGGCUCCUGGCUUCGCCUGCGAUGCGGACGGCGACUGUUUCGAGAACGGGGAGAUCGUGCGCAAACGAGCUCUCGUCCAGCCUGACUGGAUCAAUGGGCAGAAACGCAUCACCGUCAAGGCCGUCUUACCCGGUGAUGAAGGACAGGGCAUGGUCAAGAUCUACGCCGGCAAGAAAGGACUCAUGCAUUCCAGUCGAGACAUUCCCCACCCAUUGGCUCUGGCACUUCCGCUUAUCCACACGGGAGACAAUCCGCCGUAUGACUUUGUGCUCCGCCAUCCGACCCCUCAUGCCCAACGGCACGACUUAUACAUCAUCCAGCCUCAGUGCGCCAAGUUAGCGGUGAGCAACACUUUCGUGUUUGCCGUCCGCCAACACCCCGCUUCCGCCCCUUACCAGCCGGGAGGCAGCGAUCUCGGGCCCAGCGGCCGUGUGUCGCCGUCCGUCUACUCCCGGCCGGCCAGUGCCUUGAGCAUGGUGUCCAGCUCCGCGGGGGGAUCUUCUGUUUCCGGCGUCUCGAAUGAAUUCUCGGCCUCCACCUCUGCCAUCUCAUCCGGCCGCUCCUUGUCGGGGCGGGAGAAGCCCGCCAAGCUGGCCAUUCAAUCUCCUUCUGGCAAAAUUCUCCGACUCACGCGCAAGGCCGACCACAUGAUCAGCGCCAACAGCCUGGCAGACUCGGCCACGGAUGCCACCGCCGACGGUAGCGUGUGGGAGACGGUGAUCAAGAUCGGGGAGCGUGGCAUCUGGCGCGGACUAGUGCUGGCGGACCGCGUUGCGCGGUGCACAUUCGCCCAAAUCCCCCGCCAUCCACUCCUCUACUCCCACCCCUCCCCCCUCCACCCCCUCCCCUCCCUCACCAAAAACCUCCUCCCCGCAACCCCGCAAACGACCCCCCAGAUCACCCUGCACGCCAAACGCGAAGACCAAGCCUCCCCACUAGCCUGUUCCGGCAACAAAUACCGCAAACUCGAGUAUCUCGUCCCGGAUAUCCUCUCCGCCAGCCCGCAACAUGGCGGAUUGGGGACCGGGUCGAGUCGAGGCAGUGGUCCGCCGCCAGCAGCAGCAGCAGCAGCAGCAGCAGCAACAGCCCGCAAACCCAUCACCACCCUCGUGACAGAAGGCGCCCUGCAGAGCAACCACACCGUUCAAGUGGCGGCCCUGGCCAACCACCUCAAUCUCGAUGCGGUAGUCAUCCUGCACCGGACCACUGGCGGCGGGUGGGGGAUGACCUCCGAUCCGCGGGCGUUUGCGCGGACCGGGAACGUGCAGAUUGCGAAGCUACUCGGGGCGCGACUCGAGGUGCUGGAGGGCAGCAGCAGCGAUACCGACUCUACCAUCGCAACAAUCCUCCAGAAUCUCCGCACCAAUCACCACAAAAUCCCCUACUGGAUCCCCUCGGGUGCCAGUCUCCAUCCGCUGGGUGGAUUGGGGUACGCGCGCUGUGCCUUCGAGAUUGCAGCGCAGGAACAAGCCCAGCGCCAAGCGAACGCCCACCCACACCGCAUGGAUUACAUCUUCGUCGCCUGUGGCAGCGGGAGUACUCUUGGAGGCUUGAUCGCGGGCUUCAAGUUGCUCGAGAAGGCGGAACAACAACAACAACAGAAACAACGGCCAUCCCGCAAAAUAGUCGGCGUGCUGACCUCCCCCACCAGCCCCAAGGCCUACCACGAAGAACGUGUCUUGCGGUUCGCCCGGCAGGCAGCCAGGUUGAUAGGGUUGGACCCGCUCCGAGACAUCAGCCCGGCGGAUGUGACGGUCGAUGAUCGGUUCGUCGGCACGGGGUACGGGGUGUUGGAUCCGGACACCAAGCGAGCCGUGGAGGUGAUGGCGCGAACCGAGGCGGUCCUCCUGGAUCCCGUGUAUACGGCCAAGGUGGCGCGGGCGAUGAUGCACUGGGUGCGGACGGGCGAGUUGGAGGAGGAUUGGCGAGCGAGGGUCUUCUCCCAGGGGACGGGCGAUGCUGCCUUGGAUUCUGUGAACGUGCUCUUCAUACAUACAGGGGGCCAGUCGGCAUUAAGCGCGUAUGCCGAUGUUGAGUGA